CGAUACCAACCACCAACCCAUCAUGUCCGUUCAGAGAUUCUUCCAGCAUCGCCGUUACUCUCGUAAUUCGCCAGGAAUCUACUUUCUCCACAAUUUCACUUCUUCAGAUUCUCACAAUAAACCCUCAAACCCUUCCGAUCACUACCGCCACCACAACCAUGGGAACAGCUGGUAUGUCCACAUUUUGAACUCGUUUUUACCAUCAAAGCCACAAUGUGUUAUCCCGCACAGUGUUUCCUUCUGCCGUUCCUUCUCCACUCGCGACUCGCGAAUUGGUGACAUCAGUGACUCGGCGGUUACUCAGUAUGAGAACACGGAGUUGUUUAUCAGCGAAAAUAUUACUGAAAGUGUUGAGGAGUCCAUUCUUCCAGUACGCGCCUUGAUUUCGUUGUUGGAUGGUUAUCAUGACCUCACUGGCUUCCCUUGGUGGAUCAUUAUAGCUUCUUCAGCAGUGGCAAUGAGGCUUACGUUAUUCCCGUUUGUAAUAUUGCAACUCCACAAGUUGAAGAGAAUUUUAGAGUUACUUCCUAAAUUGCCUCCUCCAUUGCCUCCGCCUAUGUCAAGAAGGAGUUUUAGGGACCAACUUAAAAUAUUUUUCAAGGAGAAACGAGCGGCAGGCUGUCCUUCAUUUUUCUGGUACUUCGCCACUCUGACAGUUCAGGUGCCCUGCUUUUUCCUUUGGAUUACGACUAUUACAAGAAUGUCACUGUAUCAUCAUGAAGGCUUUGAUUGUGGGGGCAUUCUUUGGUUCCAGAACUUGACCGAGUUCCCUAGUGGUGUUUUAGGGCCAGUCUUUCCUUUACUGAUUGCGGGAUUGCAUUAUAUCAACAUACAGGUAUCCUUUCAGAAAUCUUCAGUUGAAAAGAUGAGUGGACCCGUGGGAUUAAUAGCCAAGCAUAAAGGUAGUGCUGGGCCUGGCCACUCUAGAACAGAAAGUAAAAGGCCUAUAUAUUUCACAAGGCUUCCAAAAAGUGUGUACUACCAGAAGUACUUGGGAGUCCUGACGUUAGUGAUUUUAUUUGUUACGUUCAAUAUGCCCCAGGGGAGUUUAGUGUUUUGGCUUACCAAUAGUUCGAUGACUGUUAUUCAGCAACUAUCUCUAAAGCAUCCAGAUGUUCGCAAGAAACUGGGGCUACCUCAGAAGGAUCCUCAAUUAGAAGGUGCACAUCCGAAAGAGUUGGUUAAUCCUGGAGAAAUCAAAAUAGAUCCAUCAAAAAAUCAGAGCAAAAUAUCUGUCCAGAACCUAUCACCUCAAGAAUUGGUUAAUCUUUCGAUCAAACACUUAGCAGGAGGACGUAAAGAUGAAGCUAUGUCCUUUCUACGACUUGCUAUUGCCAAGGAUCCCGAGAAUGUUCGAGCUUUGCUUAUUAUUGGCCAGACACUGUUGCAAGAUGGUUCCUUACCAGAAGCUACUGAAUACUUGGAACGUACUAUUGCUAAGCUUCUGCUAAAGGAGAAUCAAAAGGAAAUUGAGGAUGUUGAUCUGCUGAUUCUAUCAUCUCAAUGGGCAGGUGUUGCCUGUAUACUGCAGGGUAAGAUGGGAGAGGGACUUGCACACCUGGAACGCAUAGCCACGUUGAAAGAGCCAGAUGACCCAAAGAGCAAGGCCCAUUACUAUGACGGAUUAGUACUACUGUCAAGUACAUUGAUCAAUGCUGGCCGCAAGAAGGAUGCGAUUAAUUAUCUGCAAAUGGCUACUGCUUAUGACGAGUCUUACAGAGAAUUUCUGCAACAAUGCGAAAAUGAAGAGGAUGUUAUCAGUAACGACCUUGCCACUAGGAGGAGAAGAGAUUAA
This is a messenger RNA of Solanum verrucosum, 1795 nucleotides long. Its product is annotated as ALBINO3-like protein 2, chloroplastic. The transcript is spliced from 15 exons. Gene Ontology annotation, biological process: protein insertion into mitochondrial inner membrane from matrix; mitochondrial respiratory chain complex IV assembly. Bases 23 to 1795 code for a protein of 590 amino acids. Lineage: Eukaryota; Viridiplantae; Streptophyta; Magnoliopsida; Solanales; Solanaceae. The record is from RefSeq and is a predicted model, not a curated record. Gene Ontology annotation, cellular component: mitochondrial inner membrane. Gene Ontology annotation, molecular function: membrane insertase activity; protein binding.